This is a messenger RNA of Gastrolobium bilobum, 880 nucleotides long. RefSeq names its product chalcone--flavanone isomerase 2. Gene Ontology annotation, biological process: flavonoid biosynthetic process. The transcript is spliced from 3 exons. Gene Ontology annotation, molecular function: chalcone isomerase activity. The record is from RefSeq and is a predicted model, not a curated record. The coding region runs from base 30 to 698 and encodes 222 amino acids. NCBI's taxonomy places the organism in Eukaryota, Viridiplantae, Streptophyta, Magnoliopsida, Fabales, Fabaceae.
UUCACUUCCAACCCUACCCAUCACCAUCAAUGGCACCACCGUCCGUCACCGCUGUGCAGGUCGACAAUGUGGCUUUCCCUCCCACCGUCAAGGCUCCGUCCUCCGUCAACAGCUUCUUCCUUGGCGGCGCAGGGGUCAGGGGGAUGCAAAUCAAGGACAAUUUCGUCAAGUUCACCGCCAUUGGAAUUUACCUUCAGGAUAACUCCGUUCCCUCUCUCGCUGUUAAAUGGAAGGGUAAGCCUCCUCAGGAAUUAACGGAAUCCGUCGAGUUCUUCAGGGAUAUCGUUACAGGUCCAUUUGAGAAAUUUAUGCAGGUGACAAUGAUCUUGCCACUGACGGGACAGCAAUACUCAGAGAAAGUAUCCGAAAAUUGUGUAGCCAUUUGGAAAUCUCUUGGGAUUUAUACUGAUGAAGAAGUCAAAGCAAUAGACAAGUUUGUUGCAAUUUUCAAGGACGAAACAUUCCCACCAGCCUCUUCUAUCCUUUUCACAGUAUCACCCAAUGGAUCAUUAGCGAUAAGUUUCUCUAAAGAUGGAUCCAUUCCAGAAGUUGGGGGUACGGUUAUUGAGAACAAACUACUUUCGGAGGCUGUGCUGGAAUCGAUGAUAGGUAAAUAUGGUGUCUCCCCUGAAGCAAAACAGAGUUUGGCCUCAAGAUUAUCUGACUUAUUCAAAGAGUACGGUGAUACUCUUAACUGAUUAUAUCACCAAAUGAAGAUCAAACUUCUGCCAUCGAAGACCAAGCACAAAUUUUAUCCUAGUAGCAAAACUAUCACUUGGCAACUUUUUUGUUGUAUUAAUAAAUGAUGAAGGUUCUGUCUGCACUCUUUCAUCUAAGUAUUAGACUACUGUGUGCAAAUAAAAAUAUAAUAGAUCGAACA